AUGGACUACCACUUCCCCAAACCACCACGCUCCCUCGCCGGGAAAGUGGCCAUCAUCACGGGCGCCGGGGCCCACGGCGACGGAAUCGGCAACGGCCGUGCGUCGGCCAUCCUCCUCGCGGACGAAGGCUGCCGGGUGGUCUGCGUCGACCGCGACGUCGGGCUGGCGCAGCGCACGGUCGAGAUGAUCGAGGCCGAGCGGGGGGGACACACGACAGAGGGGCCGGCGGUGGCCAUCGCGGUACAGGCCGACGUGACGGACGAGGCGCAGUGCCAGAAGACCGUGCAGACGGCAUUGGACACAUACGGGCGGCUGGACAUCCUGUUCAACUGCGUGGGCAUCGGCGGCGCGGCCGGCACGGCGGUCGACGUGGACAUGGUGGCGUGGGCCAAGUCGAUGGAGGUCAACGUGGCCAGCAUGGUGAUGAUGGCCAAGUACGCGAUCCCGGCCAUGGCGCGCAACGACGACGCCUGGGGCUACCGCGGCAGCAUCAUCAACAUGGGCAGCGUGGCCGGCCUGCGCGGCGGCACGCCGCACCUGCUCUACCCGACCAGCAAGGGCGCCGUGGUCAACAUGACGCGUGCCAUGGCCGCCCACCACGCCGCCCAGGGCAUCCGCGUCAACUGCGUGUGUCCCGGCAUGGUCUACACCCCGAUGAUGUACGCCGGCGGCAUGAGCGACGAGGCCCGCGAGGCCCGCCGAAACCGCAGCCUGCUCAAGACCGAGGGCAACGGCUGGGACGUGGGCUGUGCCGUCCGCUUCCUUGCAGGGCCCGAGGCCAGGUGGAUCACGGGCUUGAUCUUGCCCAUCGACGCCGGUGUCACCGCCGCCGUCGGCACAGAUAUUCCACGGUCAGCCAGUGUCAAUGGUUGA
Messenger RNA from Fonsecaea erecta, 873 nucleotides. RefSeq lists its product as hypothetical. Lineage: Eukaryota; Fungi; Ascomycota; Eurotiomycetes; Chaetothyriales; Herpotrichiellaceae. The transcript has a single exon. The coding region runs from base 1 to 873 and encodes 290 amino acids. The record is from RefSeq and is a predicted model, not a curated record. Gene Ontology annotation, molecular function: oxidoreductase activity.